AAUUUAUCCAAUCAACCCUUACCACUUUCCUCUCUCUUUUGUUUGAAAAAAGAUGAUGAUGACAAAGUACUCUAGUUUGCUAAUCCUUGGUUUACUAUUCGUUUUUAAUCUUGUGAUUGCACAAGAAGAAGCACAGGCUCAUGUCGAUGUCACUGCAGAGUUUCCUGAUAAUCCCUUUGGUCUUAUCGUGAAUGGACAACGUAAUAAAGUCAUUUUGGACAUUCAAAACAAGGAAAAGACACCUUAUACCGUGUUUGCUAUUUCUGGUCAAGUUUCCAAGGUUGAUGAUUUCUCCAAAGUAAUUCGUAAUUUGACUGCUACUCGUUAUGGCCAAAUCCUUUCUGCUGGAUCAUCUCUUCAACUUCCCUAUCACUUUUACUCUGAGUAUGCUCCUGGUGAACAUGGUUUAACUGUCUAUGUUGAUUUAUUAUCUGAGAAUUCUAUUGCUCGUGUUGUUGGAUAUAAUGGUACAAUCACCAUCACUGAUCCAGAAGGUUCAUGGUUCGAUCUUCAACUUAUCUUCAUGUACUUCAUUCUUGCUGCUGGUGCUGCUGGUGUUGCUUAUGUUAUUCGUGAAGCCUUCUUUGGUGACGUUAAGAAAGUUAAAAAGACAAAGAAAGUCGAAGAAAGCAAUGAACGUCCUACCCAUCGUGACGAAAAAGGUGAAAUGGUUUUGGACGAGUCUUGGAUCCCUGAACAUCAUCGCAACUUGAAUAAACAGCAAUCUUCCAAGACGAAGAAGAGAGCAAGUGCUCGUAAAUAAGCCCAAUCACAAUGUACAAAAGUUAAUUGGUAUUAAUAAAUCAAAAAUGUUUACUUUCUAUUGAUGAAAUUAAACAACAGCAAGCUUCAGCUUCUUUCUAGUCUCUAUAUUUGACUGACCGUAAUACAGUGAAAAUUAAUCCUAGUUGACUAUACCCUCAAUGUGAUAUCUCUGAGGCGUCCUUUUGUUAACGACAUGUAAUUACCGUACGUGGUAUUAUUGUAUUUACCGACUACAAUUUAUGGAAGAAGAAAAAAGCAAGUUUUACAUGAGGAAAGUCUAUGGACGCGAAGUCCGUUUGUUCAAUAAGCCUCGAAAAACUGAGUGGAGGGAAUGAGUAUUAUCAAAUUGAGCGCCUGAAUUAUAUGAAUCGUUGUGAAGACGAGAGAAAAAGGGUGAAAGAGCCUGAUCAAUGUCUUGAAGAAGCGGUUCGAUGUGUAGUGUGUCGUUAAGGUAUUCAAGGUUCUGACAAUGUAGG
Messenger RNA from Rhizopus microsporus ATCC 52813, 1241 nucleotides. RefSeq lists its product as uncharacterized. The coding region runs from base 53 to 763 and encodes 236 amino acids. Gene Ontology annotation, cellular component: endoplasmic reticulum; endoplasmic reticulum membrane. The record is from RefSeq and is a predicted model, not a curated record. NCBI's taxonomy places the organism in Eukaryota, Fungi, Mucoromycota, Mucoromycetes, Mucorales, Rhizopodaceae. The transcript is spliced from 7 exons.